AUGAGUGAUGUGGAAUCUUAUGCGGGGGACAGGAAGGAUGCGGAGAAGCCAUUGCCGGCGAAGGACCUCGAGCCGUUUGGCAAUGAGGAGUCGGCGGAGGUCAAGUACCGGACCAUGAAGUGGUGGCACUGUGGCAUGCUCAUGAUUGCUGAGAAUGUCUCGGUGGGAAUUCUGUCCCUGCCGUCUGCUGUGGCUACGCUUGGAAUGGCUCCCGCUGCUAUCAUGAUCUUGUUCAUAUCCGCCCUUUCAUGGUACACGGGCUAUGCCAUUGGGCAAUUCAAACUCCGCCAUCCUGCUAUCCAUAGCAUGGGAGACGCUGGCGAGCUUUUAAUGGGUCGUCUGGGUCGCGAGGUCCUGGGUCUCGGCCAGCUGUUGCUGCUCAUUUUCCUGAUGGCCAGUAACAUCCUGACGUUCAACAUUCUGAUGAACGUUCUGACGGACCACGGUACUUGCACUUUGGUCUUUGGUGUUGUCGGUCUGGUUAUCUGUUUCUUGGGUGCUUUGCCGCGUACCAUGGAUAAAGUGUAUUGGAUAACCUCUGACUCAUUUCUUUUAGCGUUCCUGAGUGUCUUCGUUGCUACAGUGGUGACUAUGAUCGCUGCUGGAGUGGAGAGCAAAGGCCAUAUCCCGAUCCAUGCCACUACAGAUGUUAGCUUCCGCGAAGGCUUCCUUGCGGUGACCAACAUCAUCUUUGCCUACCUCGCUCACGUUGCCUACUUUGGUUUCAUGUCCGAAACCGAGGACCCUCGCACCUUCAACAAAUCCCUGGCCAUGUUGCAAAUUGUCGACACGGUUCUGUAUCUCAUCAGUGCGAUGAUCAUCUACCGCUACGUCGGACCCGACGUCAAGUCCCCGGCCAUCUCGUCCUUGAGUCCAAUCAUGAGCAAGAUCGCCUGGGGUCUUGCCAUUCCUACUGUCAUCUUGUCUGGUGUCGUCCUCGGACACGUUGCCUGCAAGUACAUCUACGUGCGUCUCUUCCGUGGUUCGGACAAGAUGCACCGCCGCGACCUGAUGUCUAUUGGAUCCUGGGUGGCCAUUUGCCUCUUUGUCUGGAUGGUGUCCUGGGUUGUGGCCGAGUCGAUUCCUGUGUUCAACGACCUUCUCAGUUUGAUUAGUGCGCUUUUCGGAAGUUGGUUCAGCUUCGGAUUCCCCGCCAUUUUCUGGCUGCACAUGAACAAAGGCCAAUACUUCCGGAACGCUCGGAAGAUCUUCCUGACGGCCUUGAACGUCGCCAUCCUGGCCAUCGCCACUGCUAUUUGCGGUCUCGGCCUCUACGUCUCCGGCGCCGCCAUCCACGACGACUCGAGCUCCAGCAGCUGGUCAUGCGCCAAUUCCGCCUAG
Aspergillus steynii IBT 23096 is the source of this 1341-nucleotide messenger RNA. RefSeq lists its product as uncharacterized. Gene Ontology annotation, cellular component: vacuolar membrane. The record is from RefSeq and is a predicted model, not a curated record. Gene Ontology annotation, molecular function: amino acid transmembrane transporter activity. The coding region runs from base 1 to 1341 and encodes 446 amino acids. NCBI's taxonomy places the organism in Eukaryota, Fungi, Ascomycota, Eurotiomycetes, Eurotiales, Aspergillaceae. Gene Ontology annotation, biological process: amino acid transmembrane transport. The transcript is spliced from 10 exons.